GUAUAUGUAUGUUUGUACAGUAAAUGUAUAUGUACAGUAUAUGUAUGUUCGUACCGUGAAUGUGCGCGUGGAUGGAUGGACUUGGAGUAUGUAGAUAUGUAAUGUAUUUGUGUAUGUGGAAUUGGACAGAAAGGAGGACUUUUUCUCUUCUCCAUUUGAAAAUGUGGACGUUGUCAUCACUACUGUCUGAUUCCAAUCAAUGCAAGUCAUCCCAAUCAGCUAUAGAACAAGCGGUAGGAAAUGGAUGGAUGGAUGGAUAUAUAUAUGAAUGAGGUAGAUCACCUCCACUUGGUCAGUAGAAAAGUAGCUGGCUUGCAGAAAAAGUGUGGGCACCCCUGAUCUAAAUUCAUUGUCCUCCUGCUGUAAUUGAAUAUCUGUUGUUUUUUUUUUCAGGUGUUCAGUUGCUGCUGAGGCAAUGGAGGACAAAACAAUUGUUUUUUAUGAAUUUCUAAACCGCUCGUGAAAACCUAAAGGCCUUUUUGAUAAAUAGUGCACUUUUUUUGCAGAUGAAACACCUGCAAACACGUGAAACAAAUACCUAUAUGUACAUUUACAUGAGAUGCAAGAUUUAUUCUUAAAUGACUACUGAUUGACUGCUCUAUUGAUCCUUGGACCUGCAACAAAAACAUUCACUCUACAGACGAUUUAAAAAAAAAAAAAGCCACAAUAGUAGAGCGAGAGGGGUUCCAGCUCAGGGCAGAAGAUUCUGGCAAAGUAUAACUUCUGUGGCGUUCCUACGGCAACAGCAGUUUACAAAGCCGCCGGGGUGGAGGAGAGGGAGCUGUCGCCACAGUGCAACAUAUGAGAGGAUAACUCGCCGAAGGAUGAUCACAUGACCGACGGAGAUGGGGAGAACCAAAAACAGUCCUGUUACCAUGGUUACAGUAGAAGGUGACACAUUUCGUGGUGCGCAUGGGAGAGUUGAGGGCCUUUGAGGGGAGUCCAAGUUCAACCAUCCAGUCACAGUAGCAGGAUCAUAGAGCAAAAGAGAAGAGCAGGGAGGAGCUUAAAGAAGCUGCAGCUUGUCACCCGACUGCCUCCCACUCGGGCAGGAUGGAAGAGAACACGGAGGAGGUUAGGACCAUGACUCGGGAGGACGUGUGGCGAGAGCGACUGCAGCGCUCUCAGAGGCAGCUGAAGGCCAAAGAGGACGAGAUGUGUUGGCAGUGCCGGUACUUUGACAACUUUAAAGCGCAACUCCAACACAAGGCGAGCCUGGCCAGGGACAGAGAGGAGAGUCUACAGAGACGCGUUUACACGCUAGAGAAGCAGCUCCUGGAUGUGACCGUGAGCGCCGCCACCGAUGUGUCGGCGUUAAGUGCGGUGAGAAUUACAGCCAAGAGGGCAACGCACUGGAAGGAGCAUGAGAGACUACCUGGUGCUAGAGGAGAAGGUGAAGGAGAAGAGGAGAGAAAUCAAGGCAGGAGGCAGCUAAACGUAGGAGCUCAAGGAGACGGCGCACGUGAAGACAAAGGAAGGAACGUAGACAACAAUGUGAGGCUGCAAGGUUUCAUCGUGAACCUGCAGGAGGAUCUCAAGGUGCUGCUGGAGAGAGAAGAAAGCGGAGUGUCCGAGCGGCGGAGGCUAACGGAGCAGCUCCAGGAAGCUCAGGAGAGCCGUCAGUUGCUGUGCUGCAAGGUCCAGGAGAUGGAGGAGGAGAUACAACAGCUGAAGUUGUCUGAAGGCAUCCUUGUCAAGGAGAUGGAAGCGCUUCAGUGUGACCUUAGCAGUCAAACUAAACCAACUCCCUGUCACUUAACCAAUGGACAUCAUUCAGAAGAAAGCCCUGGAAAGGUGCUGAAUGAGAAGGAUGCAGUUCCAGUUGAUCAGCACCAGGCGGCAGCAGGGAGCACAAAGCUCGGCCAACCAGCUCCCAUCCUUGGUGCCAAACACGCAUCUCAGCGUUCAUCUAAGAUGUGCUCUUUUCCUGGCCUCCGUCUCCAGUCACUAGACGACUGGGGCUCUACAAGGGACUUCAACGUGGAGGAAAUGCCCAGCGAGGAAUCUGAUGCCCUGAGGGAGGCGUACAGGAGCUUGGGAUUGGGUGGGGACAUUGAGGGUCUGAAAGAGCAAUAUGAGCGUCUGGAGGCCACCCUGCAACUCUCACAAGAGCAGCUGCAGGUGAUGGCUCAGGAGAAUGAGCAACUGAAAUUGCUACUGCGGAGUCAAGCCGGAGAGAAGUUAAUGCAAAAGGUUAGCACAUCAGCCAAUGAUGGAGAUGAUGCUCGCCAGUCGUCGCCUGUCCAAGAUAACAUCACCGACAGCGAUCUUCUCCAGGCUCUAAAUCAGGAGAACCGUGCCCUGGCUGUCCGGAUCCAGGAGCUUCUGGCUCACAUUGAGCUGAAUGAGGAAGACAUGAAGCGCGAGCGGUCUCAGCUGAGGGCGCGUGUUUUAUGUCUGGAGGAAGACAAAGCCAAGCUGGAGCAGGAGAAGGAAGAGCAAGGUUGCCUGGUCACGGAACUCACCAAGAAGACCGAAGAUGAUCUAAAUACUAUCUUGGAGCUGCAGCAGAAGCUAGAAGAAGUGAGGGCGGAGCGGAGUGAACAGAAGAACAUAAUGUGUGGCGGUCAGAACCCAGCCACAGUUUCAGGGAGAUGUCAAGAGAACAAACCAGUGGAAUGUUUGGUGCAGAGUGAGGAGCAACUACCUCAAUUGACAUCAAGCCAACAAGUAGAUGACAUGUGCACAUGUUUAAAGCCUGUUUGCCAACAGGACCUGCAGAGCCUAAGAGGAGAGCAGGAGGAGCUGACCUCCUCUGUGUUUUCACUCCGACGACAAGAAGAAGACGUCUCUCUGUCAGUCCGAACACAAACUGAAGAGAAACAGCACUUAACUCGGACAGUCUGGGCGCUGAAAGAGGAGAAAGAUGGGCUCUGUCGUGUUUUACAUGAUCUCAAGCAGGAGCGGGAGCAUCUAAUCAGGGAAGUCAGUGGGGUGAAGGACGAGAAAGCUUACCUGCUCAAAUCUGUAAGCGAGCUAAAAGAAGCGAAGGAGAAACUCAUGGAGUGUUUUCCAGCCCUUGAAAGAGAAAAGGACAAACUGUUAGAAUUGCUCUUAAGUGGAAAAGAGGAGAGCAAAGACAUUGGAGAGUCGGUACAACAUUUACAACAGUCAAGUCAGAGCGUUCUCACUUGGACACCGGAGUUAUUGAAUCUGACCGAUUCCCUCAAGCGUCUGAACGAGUUGCCAGAUCAGCCGCCACCGCUCUGUAAUCUGCAGCAAGACCGUGACAGGCUGCUGAAGUCAAUUAGCACUUUGAAAGAGGAAAAAGACCCAAAUGAACAUCCUGUCAGGUGCUUAAAACUGGAGGAAGCACAGACGAUUCAAUCACUCCAAGUUUCAAGAGAAGAAAGAAUUGAUCAACACAGACUGACACAAGAGAAUAAAACCGACUACAGAGUGACUGCGCAGGAAAAUAGACAACAUGUGACAAGAAGCUUCAAUGGAAACAUUGUGCAGGAGCAAAGUAACCUGGUGAGCGAGGUCAGAAUUUUGACAGAAGAACUCCCAAAGUCACAAGAAGAAUUGGCAAAAAGACACAAGGAGACUGCAGAUCUCCACAGGCAGCUGAGCCAAUCAGAAGCCACCAGGCAGGAUGCAGAGAGGAUUGCAGCUCAAGCAGUUGACGAGGUGGAGAGACUGACCCGUUUAAUGGCGCAAACAGAAGACAUCAGCAGGGAGAAUGGCCACCUCACCACACAGGUUAAAGCGCUGCAGAGCAAAGUGGACGUCCUCGUCAGGGAAAAGGCCAUCAUUCUGUCACUGAAGUCCGACAUUGAAGGUCAAUACAAUAUCCUCACAGCACAGCUGAAAGCCAAGACGGUGGCUCUAGAUGAGCUGAAUGCUGAGUACAUCAAUCUGAAAAAAGGGCGUGACAAGGAAGACGACCUGAGCGCUCUCGUGUCCCUCCGCACACGUUACAACGACAUCCGAGCCAAGUACGAUGCACUCCUAAAAGCGAAGACCUCUGCAGAUAAGGAUGUAGUUCCAUUAAAGGCCAAGCUCUCCUGUCUGCUGCUGAAGUGUCAGGAGAGAAACAACCUCUUGGCGCAGACCAUGAGAGCCCUGCGUGAGCACGGCCCCGUGGACGCCACGCUGACCCAGCAAGUCAAUCAACUGCUGGCCGACGCGGUGCUGCUUCACUACACUGCUGCAUUCACACAUGCAGGCUUUACUAAGGACCCAGACCAAGGACUGACAACAGGAUCCAUGAUCAAUUUUCAAAAGUACACUUGCUCCGCAGACCCCGGAAACCAUCGACAUCAAGAGGAUGAUUUCCACACAGAGCAGAAAAGAAAAGAAAGCACCAGCACAGUUGAUGCCAAGUGUGUGCCAGCUGUUCGAAGAAAGAAAAUUGCCAUCUCACCUGUGCCAACCCUGCAAGAGGACAUCAAGGUGCCAUCAUCGCCUGACCCAAAACCCAAAGAAGUGUGUAGUCUUGACACAACCCGGCUGCAGCCCUCCGAUGAUAAACCAGAAAAAACGUCUCCCCUGAACAAAAGACCGGUGUCCUCCAACGUGUCGGACCGGUGCAGGUCUCACCAAAGUCCUGCACCUCCUCUCUCAGUCAGCCCCGUCAGGAGGAGGCUGAGCAGUCCUGAGAAAAUCCUCAACCUGCAGGAGCAACUGCAGCAGACCAUGUUGAGUGUCCCUCGGGCUUCUGGAGAAGAGUCCAGAGGAAGUAUUUCCUUCUCAGCUCCAUCCUUGCAGACAAAGCUAGAGAGCGCCUGUAUCACUGCUCCACCUGCUGGCCCUCUCCCACCCUGCACAGCGUCCAGCCUGGCCAAACCCCCUCUAGCCCCGACAACCACAGCUGCUGCAAGAAGAAAUCAGCCGCCAGCGCUUUUUAACGCAGUCGCAGCAAGAUGCACCAACAAGCUCUUCACACCUCAUUUCUUGGCUAACCAUCACUUUAAAACUCCUCCCUCGCUCUCUGCUAGCGUGUUCCUUGGUAAGGCUUUAUCAAGCAAAGUCAAACCCAGCGCAGGCGGCGACACUAAUGUACCGACAACUCCUAAACUGAAAAGUGCUGAUGCCCAAACCACAUCUCCUGUAACGACAGCCAUCUUUAAAGCUAGUGACUUCACUGCCUCAGACACAAGUGCCCCAAGUCAAGAGAAUGUCCACGACGAGGUGGAUGUCAGCCUGGCAUCAGAGCCUAGUGGGGCUGUGGAGAUCACUGCACUCCACUUCCCUGAGAGACCAUCCAAGUCUGCACCACGGUCCCACAGUGCUCCUGGCAAGAUGAGACCUUCAAGACCCAGAGCAGAAUGUCCAGCAGAGGUGCUCUCUGUGGAGGUCAUCAAACAGGUGGGUCACAGCAGCCUCCUGAUUGGCUGGGAGAGGCCUCCUCUGGACGAGCUGGGCUGCAGUCACGGCACAUUCGUGUAUGGAUACAGGGUGUUUGUGGAUGGGGAGUUCUACAAGUCUGUCAUGAGUUCUGCGUGCACCAAGUGUGUACUAGAAAAUGUGGAUUUGACGGAAGCAGUGGAGAUUGGUGUUCAAACACUCGGCUCUAAUGGGCUGCUUUCAAACAGUGUCCACACCUUUUACACCUGUCCAGGAUCAUGAAGGGCCGUGGUCCUAACUUCAGUCUGGACCAGCUCAACAGUAAGUUGGUCACAUGGUCAUGGCGUCCACUGAGCAAAUGUGCUGAGGCUGCUUUGCCUGACCUCACAGCCAGCAAACUAAAGACGGACUAAAACACAGAGACGUCAAAGCAGGUGAACAUCUUGUCUUUUGCACCAAGAUAUUUUGACGCCACCUGUUGGAUUCAACAUUUUGACAUCCUGUCAGUUAAAUCCUCCCCAAAAAAAGCUGUCCCUCCCUUGCAAAGAAGCCAAGAACUUGAUCAACUAAGACUCCCGGGUGAUUGUUUACACUGCGGUCAACACAGACCGACCUCGUGUGUCGUACUAAUUCACUGAAGAACUUCGGAUGCUCGCGAAAUCUUCAAAUCCACACACUCCAUCAUGUUGGCACACAUUCUACUUCUUUUUACUCGGAAAGCCAAAUAUGAGAGACUAAAAUGAACUCCAAAGACUAUUUCCUGGAAGACAUGGAACACAAAAUCUAUUUCAGAGUUAGAUGACAUGUUUGCACACUUUUUGAUUUGGUGACAAAUCCCAUAACGUUUGCCACGUCUACAGUAUGCGGCUGUAGAGGAACUAAAUUAUUUUUCUAAGGCUGGGUUGGAUUGUUUACUCCUCACAGAUGUACAGAGAAUAAAUGUUUCUAUGUACAAGACAGCAUUGCAAUGUGUCUAGCUGCAACGCUCCACUUUCAACACUAGGGGGCAGCCCUUUUUGCUCUGAGGGCUUUUGGCAUCCCAGAUUUAGAGAAAGGAUGUUGAUCUCGCACAAGAAAAGAAGCAGGAGCAAAGAGCCAUGAAUCACUUGCUGUGCUGGACACUUUUGUGUUGCUGUUUGCUGACGAGCAGCAGAAAGUGCUGUGAUUGGCUUUCUUCAGCCAGGAAAGGUGCUUAGCUCACCUAAACUUCUACAAACGUCUUCUACCUCUGUGACCUUUUGUCUUCUUUUCAUGCUGCUCUUCUUCUGAUGUCAAACAGUGGCUGAAGAUGGACGCUCACUCCAACUAAAUCUAAUAGAACAGGACAAACCUAACCUUGCAAGUACGGUAAAUCACUCCAAUGUUAUCCUUUUUUUAUGUCAUUGAUCAAUGCCAAUGUUCCGUCUGUCUGUCAGUUGGCAAAAUAAAACAAAGUUUUGAGCAGAA
Molecule: messenger RNA, 6735 nt
Organism: Nerophis ophidion (straightnose pipefish)
Lineage: Eukaryota; Metazoa; Chordata; Actinopteri; Syngnathiformes; Syngnathidae
Product: trichohyalin-like
Exons: 18
Coding region: 1054-5571 (1505 amino acids)
Source: RefSeq, a predicted model, not a curated record